Molecule: messenger RNA, 1439 nt
Organism: Eleginops maclovinus (Patagonian blennie)
Lineage: Eukaryota; Metazoa; Chordata; Actinopteri; Perciformes; Eleginopidae
Gene: btg4
Product: B-cell translocation gene 4
Exons: 4
Coding region: 310-1113 (267 amino acids)
Biological process (GO): negative regulation of mitotic cell cycle; negative regulation of cell population proliferation
Cellular component (GO): cytoplasm; nucleus
Source: RefSeq, a predicted model, not a curated record
CCAAGAAGGGAGUGACUCUUUUUAGUGUGUGUUGUGUGUGAGGCUACCAUUACUGAACAAGCUGCUGCUGCUUCACACACAGAUAUAUCAUAUUAUUUUAUUGGUGUAAAAGUAUUAGAAAUCAAAGCUGAGUUCUCUCGCUCCAGCAGCAAAUAUGUUUGCUUAACUUGUCCGGCUUCCAGUUUGUCGUCUUGUUAGUUUUAUGUGCUUUUUGUUUGUUUUUCUGUAACAGUUUUAUUCUCUGUAGAGGUUUUUUAACAGUACAGUUCUGAGUCUACUGUCAGGUUAAAGCAGUUAAAAGGUUUAGCCAUGAAGGAGGAGAUUGCUGCUGCUGUUUUCUUUGUGGCUCGGCUGGUGAAGAGAUAUGGUUGUGUGGAUAAUGAAGGCAGGGAGGGCUUCGCUGCUGCCCUCACCUCGGCUCUGUUUGAAAACUACAAGAACCACUGGCACCCCAACGCACCUACCAAGGGACAGGCCUACAGGUGUAUCCGUAUGAAUGUGCGGCUGCAGGACCCGGUGCUGCAGCAGGCCUGUGAACGCAGCGCCGUACGGUACCAGGAUCUGGGCCUUCCUCAGGAGAUGACUGUGUGGGUCGACCCUGGAGACGUGUCCUGCAGGUACGGUGAACAAAGCACCCCGUUCUGCGUCUCGGUGGUGGACAGCCGGCGGCGAGCGGACAAGGAAUUUUCCCGCCGAAUCCACAACGCCGUUGAGCGAGCGAGCCUCGACGUCCAGUCGGGAAACUCUUCGGACGAGGAGGAUUGCAGCAAAGACAACAGCAUGAGCAGCAUGAGCAGCAUGAGCAGCAGCAACCUGUCGUCCAUCGGCUCCACGUCAAUCCCUGCCAUCAACCCAGAGCCCAAAACCAUCCCGACCGUCAGCAACCCCAACAGCGUCUACCGGUUCAGCGAAUUUACUCCAGGAGCCCCUCAGACCUGGCUGAGGGAGAAGAGGAAGGGCUUCGCUGGGGAUGCAUUCCCUCCUCUUCCUCUCCCAGUCGUAGGUCCAGCCUCCCAGUUCUCAAACCAGAAAGGCUUCAAGAACAAUCGAGCCACAUUCACCUUCGCCGGGCCUCGUGUGGACAAGUACCACUGGGUCAGCAAAUCCCGAUAAUGUGAGCCGAGCCUUCGAUCUAGAACCAGAGUCGGGUUACUGCUCUCCAGACGUAAUGCAGGGGGGGGGGGAAUGCAGAGGGGGGGGAAAAAAACUUUCAGGACAGUUUAUGCAUCUUUAUAAAGUGUAUUAUCAAUGUGUUAAUGAUUUAAAUUAAUAACGUUUAAGUGUUUUUAAUCCUUUGAAAAUAUUGAAGUAUUUUAAAUGAUCCUCCCUGCUAAAUGUGUUUUUUAAACUGAAAUUAAAGUAACAUUGAACUGUCAAUUGAAAAGAAAUAAAUGAGUCUUUGUCAGCUCUGGUUGAUCUAAUAAACCCGUUUCCUCUUA